GUGACAGAGCCGAUAGUGACAACAGUCAGUCGGCUCAUGAGUCAUGACACAUAGAAUCUCCUGCGCUGCUGUGUCCAGAGAUUGUGUCAUCAUGGCAAGAAUAUGUUUGUGGACUUUCCUGUUUACCCUGAUCAGAGUGUCUUGUCUUGUGCCGGGUGCAACCGCAGACAGCGAUUGCUCAAGGGACAACCUGUCUAUUGAGGGAGGACACUACACUCUAAGUAAACAAUUAGAGGCUGGCAGUGUGCUUGUCUACCACUGUCCAUCUGAGUACUUUUCUCCUGUCAGAACUCGACGUUGUCUGGGAAAUGGGAAGUGGGAUCCUCUUCCAAAGCGCUCGAGACCUAACAGACCUGGACUCCAGUGCAAACUUGUCAGAUGUCCUGACCCUCUUGGAUUUCAGCAUGGAUCAGUCUCGCCGUUGCAGGACAAAUACUAUGUGAAUGACACUACGACGUAUGAAUGCUUUUCUGACUACCAACUCUCUGGGUCUGAGACUCGUGUUUGCAAAGCCAACGGAAAGUGGAAUGGUAGCACACCAAUAUGCAGUCAUAACAGUCAUCACUGCCCAGAUCCUGGAGUUCCUGCAGGAACUCGCCGGACAGGUAACGAGUUCCACAUUGGUGACAAGGUCACCUACCGCUGUGAGGAUGCGCUGAUUCUGAUUGGCUCCAAGGAGCGCAUGUGCCAGGAGGGCGGAGAGUGGACUGGACAGGAGCCAGAGUGCUACUAUGAGUAUACGUAUGAUACGCCAGACGAAGUUGCUGAGAUAUUCAGCAAAUCCCUUCAAACGUCCUUAACUGAGGAGACGAAUACACAACAAGGGAAGAAAAUACGCCUGACUAAUGAUGGGAAUCUCCACAUCUACAUUGCCAUUGAUGCUUCGGAUAGUAUUGACAUAAACAUUUUUAAUAAGACAAGGGAGGUCAUUAAGAAGCUCAUUGAGAAGAUUUCCUACUAUGAGGUGACCCCCAUGUAUGACAUCAUAAUUUUUGCCUCAACGGUGACAACAAUUGUAAACAUAGCAGAUUACUAUACGGCUGCCCCGGAACUUUAUAAAGUCCUCGAAGAUUUGGACAGCUUUGAUUAUGACUCAAUCAGAGAUAAUGCAGGAACAAAUAUUGCUGAAGCUUUUAACCACAUUUACAAUCGAAUGAGCUGGUUAAACUCUAACAACGGCGCCAAGUUUAUGAACAGCAGUCACACCAUUAUCAUGUUCACUGAUGGUGAAGCCAACAUGGGUGGCAAACCGGAUGUUAGAAUCAAGGAAAUCGAAGACUUCAUAUCCAAACAGAAGUCAGCGACUCUUGAGAUAUACAUGUUUGGUGUGGGUGAGGACAUACAGAGAGACGAUCUCAAUCAUUACGCAACGAAAGGCGACGGAAAGCAUGUAUUUUAUAUGGAGGACAUGGAUACACUACACAAGACCUUUGACGUAAUGCUCGAUGAGAGCAGCGUUGUAGGAUUGUGCGGACUUCACAGGGACUACAGCUUUGGAGAUCAAAGUCCUUUUAACCAUCCUUGGUUGGUUAAAAUUACUGUCAAGCAUGAAGGAGGCAAAGCCUCCAAGUGUUUGGGAUCCCUCAUCACUCCUCGCUAUGUCUUAACGGCUGCCCACUGCUUCAAGUUUGGAGAUACGAAUGAAAGCAUCGCUAUAACACUCAACUCUGGCGGAAUUGCAAAGGUGAAAAAACACAUUCCGCAUGAAAAAUUUAAUAUAAAAUCGAAAGAGAAGGAAGGAGUGCCUGAAUUUUAUGACUACGAUGUGGCUCUUAUUGAACUAGCUGAAACUAUUGAGAGCUCUGCCAAGAAAAGACCAAUCUGCAUUCCUUGCACUAAAGAAACGAGCGCUGCUUUGAAACUGUCUGGCAGUGAUGAUACAUGUAAGGGACACGAGAAGAUAUUGUUGAACCAAGACCAUGUGCAAGCGAGAUUUGUGACAGAUAAAAGUAAAAUGAAACAUGCCUUAAUCAAGCAAGGAACACAUCAGAGGACGUCCUGCUUUGAAAAGGCCACAUAUGCUAAAGACAUAUCCCCUCAAGUGAAAUACACAAACGUUGUGACUGACAGAUUCCUGUGUACUGGGGGGAUUGAUCCCCAGACUGAUGACGCUGCUUGUAAAGGAGAGUCUGGUGGUGCUUUGUUUCUUGAAAGGAACACCCGCUCAAUUCAGGUUGGAAUUAUCAGUUGGGGUGUGAAGGAUGUUUGUGAAGGGGGAUCAGUAAAAUCUAAUUCAAAACACAGUGACUAUCACAUCAGCCUCUUUGAAGUACAGCAGUUCUUGAGGACCAACAUGAAGGAUGGAGUAACAUUUAUAAACUGAAAUUAUGACCUCAUAUUUUCCAAAAAAACCCCUGUCUUUGUGUAAUUGUCAGUUGCUUAACUUUUGUAUGUAUGAAGACACUUUCAAUCUAACAUAGUGAAAACAUAAAGUGAAGUAAACAAAAAAUAAAGAUUACAUUUUGAAUUUGA
Messenger RNA from Sardina pilchardus (European sardine), 2472 nucleotides. RefSeq names its product complement factor B-like. The transcript has 18 exons. Bases 44 to 2323 code for a protein of 759 amino acids. Gene Ontology annotation, cellular component: classical-complement-pathway C3/C5 convertase complex; extracellular exosome; extracellular region. The record is from RefSeq and is a predicted model, not a curated record. Gene Ontology annotation, molecular function: serine-type endopeptidase activity. Gene Ontology annotation, biological process: proteolysis; response to bacterium; complement activation. Lineage: Eukaryota; Metazoa; Chordata; Actinopteri; Clupeiformes; Clupeidae.